AUGCUGUUGACCUAUUUGGAAGCCAGCCGGGACCUUUGCGAGACGGACUCAAUUCUUUUUGGCGCCGCGCUGGCAGUCUGCCGUAUCAUAGGCGCCAAGGUUUCCACGGCUGGACGCGCUACUGGCCAUAGUAGCGCUAUCCCAGCAUGGAGAAGAAGAAUUGAAGAACGUAUCGCAAAGGCUAGAGCUCUCAUCGGCAGACUGAUAUGCUUCAGAUCAGGCCAUAACAGGCCAAGAAUUGUGCGCACCGUCAGGAUGGCGUUUGCUGGGACAACUGUCAGUUUGUCCCAGCCGGAUAUAACGCAAAAACUGACGGAGCGCAUAGAUGCUCUGAAGCAGAGAAUCGCUGCUUGGGGAAAGCGGAUUCGGCGAUAUACCGAGAGGUCGACACGGUUCAACCAGAAUCGUCUCUUCCAGAGUGAUCAGAAGAGGCUCUAUGAAUCAUUGGAGCGACCAAUAGUAAGCGGAACGGGCCCAGCACCGAAUCAGGCCGACACUGUAGCAUUCUGGCGCGGCCUGUUGUCAGAGCCCGUAAACCACAGCGAGGGCCCUUCGACGGAAGUUGUGGCGAGUCAGUGUGCGGGUAUUACGCCCAUGGACCCCGUCAUCAUAACGCCGGAUGACGUAGCUGAGGCGGUCCGUAGGGCCCCGAACUGGAAAAGUCCGGGGCGUGACGGGCUGCAUCACUACUGGCUGAAGGGGUUUAUGGUGUGUCACUCUGUGCUCGGGACAGUUUCAAGAGGCUCUCAACCAGAAGUCGCUCCCAAGCCUCUUCACUACUGGGAUCACUCAUUUGGUUCCUAA
This is a messenger RNA of Parnassius apollo (apollo), 804 nucleotides long. The record is from the annotation of a GenBank genome assembly. Lineage: Eukaryota; Metazoa; Arthropoda; Insecta; Lepidoptera; Papilionidae.